UUGAGAGGAAGUGUAUGUGUGGUGUGUAAAUAUGUAAAACGUAGAAGGAGCGCGUGCCCUUUGACCCGCGUGACGCUGCCUGCCCUGCGCUGCGUUUGCGCUGUAAACAUGUCUGCGCUGCGCUAGGUGUGGAGGUCGCUGCCUUCGUUUCUCUUUCAUUUUGUUUUUUUUUUCCCCCCUCUUUAUUUAUUUAUUUUCCCUUUUUAACUGAGUAGCAGAUGGCUUUUCAGCGUGGGCCAUGAAACUCCGAGCUCAGCAUGACAGGAGAGACACUAAGUCCAGAAAAUUGCCGAAACUAAGAGAAUCACCAACUGUGAUGCAGACUAACUCAAACGAACUUAAUGCUCGGGCAGGCAACGGCUUCUCCCUUACCUUGCAAGCAGAGGCACUGACGAGGACACCAGCGGCAACCGAGGGUUCCGCUUCCUCUGAGACUCGGGAUGUGCACGUUCCCAUUGACAGUGCUUCAGGGGAUGCCAGCGGAAGAACAGCGUCCCGAAGGCAGAGGGUGGGAUCUGCCCACAGUCACUCGCACACACAUGCUCCCUACCUUCACUCUCAUGGAGAGCUGGCGUCGGAUCCAGGGGACAGUGAUUCGGAGUCUGCAGAGCGAAACACUUCUCUGUCUGAGCUGCGUUACCUCUUUCGAUGGGUCCAGAAAAGUCUUCCUUUUAUUGUGAUCCUUUGUGCCAAACUAGUUGUCCAGCAUGCACUGGGUUUAGCAGUUGGAGUUGGCCUUUUUACAACUUUCCUUUAUGCAAAUAAAAGCAUUCAAAAUCAAGUUUUUCUGCAGGACCGGCGUUCAAAGCUCCAGUCCCUGUGGGUUCUGCUUUUCCUAACUUGUUCUGCACUCCUACUCUACUACACCUUCCAUACAGAGACACUUUAUUACUGCCUAAUCUUGGUGAGUCCAAGUGCUGAGUCCUUGGGCUUCUGGGAGGUGCUGUGGACCGUGGGGGUCACCAACUUCAUAUUGAAGUUCAUUUUCAUGGGACUGAAGUGCCUUAUUCUUUCAUUACCUGUCAGACUUAUAGCAUGCAAAUCCCGGGGGAGAUGGUACAUGGUUAUAGAAGAGACUGGCCAGGUGUACCAGACCAUAGCUCCCGUGCCAGUAUGGUUCCGCUAUUUGGUCACCUACCAGGAGGUGGAUGGCUCCAUUGGGCUAACACUUGGCAUCCUGCUGGCUUUGGUCUACCUCAUACUAAAGCUUCUCAGACUCUACGGGCAUUGGGGAUCCAUGAAGAAAACUGGUCGGGUGUUUCUUAGCAGUCAGCACAACGGUGCAGCUGCCACCAAGAAUGAGUGCGGUGAGGCUGGAGAUGUGUGUCCCAUAUGCCAGGCUGCGUUUCGUGAUCCGCGGGUCCUCCUGUGCCAGCACAUUUUCUGUGAUGAGUGCAUCUCGCUGUGGUUCAACCGGGAGAAGACCUGUCCACUGUGUCGCACUGUGAUCACAGACAAGGUGCACAGGUGGAAAGAUGGAGCAACAUCUCCACACCUGCAGGUCUAUUGAAAGAAGAGCCAAGUUGUCUGUGUGUGUGGGGGGUUGUAUACUCAGCAUAUACUUCUAGGGAAUAUUGGAAAAGAAACUGCCAUAUUUAAAUAUCUAUUAUUCUCUAGCCAGUUCCUUCAGGGUGUCUAGCUCACCAUCAAUAUGGCACACUUGUCGGUAGCAGUAGUUUGUUGUGUACGAAGUAUUGUGCAGAAGGGCUGCUCCCUGCUGGCACCUGCUAGGCUGUGCAAAUUUUCACUUCUUUUUCAAGGAACUUUUUGUAACCUGUUACCUCUUUGCAAAUUUGGCAAAUAUCAUCUGUCAUCCUCCAAAUUUCCCAUUUUCCCUUUUUUAUGGCAGUUUCCAAACCCAUUUAAAAACUUUUAUUUGCAUGCAUAUACUGGUACCAAGGGUAAUUUCCAUAUGAUUUAUGAAAUGGAAAGGUAUCAUUUGUUGAAAACUAUGUUAGGGGUGGGGGGCUGUGUAUUGGUAUUUCUGCUGCAGUUUUGUUAUCACAGUUAUACAGGAUGUGUUUGAAAUGUUUUUGCUGUGUGGAAUGAGUAAUGUGUUGUUCAAGAGGUCCCAGCAAAUCUUGUUACUCGGUGCUACCCGAGUAAUGAUGUGUUACAUGCACGCCCCCCGCCCUC
Messenger RNA from Scleropages formosus (Asian bonytongue), 2136 nucleotides. RefSeq names its product ring finger protein, transmembrane 1 (gene rnft1). The record is from RefSeq and is a predicted model, not a curated record. The coding region runs from base 239 to 1510 and encodes 423 amino acids. The transcript is spliced from 9 exons. Gene Ontology annotation, molecular function: ubiquitin protein ligase activity. Gene Ontology annotation, biological process: positive regulation of ERAD pathway. NCBI's taxonomy places the organism in Eukaryota, Metazoa, Chordata, Actinopteri, Osteoglossiformes, Osteoglossidae. Gene Ontology annotation, cellular component: endoplasmic reticulum.